Messenger RNA from Penicillium coprophilum, 768 nucleotides. RefSeq lists its product as uncharacterized. The record is from RefSeq and is a predicted model, not a curated record. The coding region runs from base 1 to 768 and encodes 255 amino acids. Lineage: Eukaryota; Fungi; Ascomycota; Eurotiomycetes; Eurotiales; Aspergillaceae. The transcript is spliced from 4 exons.
AUGAACUACGUGAACGGAAACUCGUCUUCUGUGCCCACUGGGCCCAAAUCUUACCAGGGCAACGGUCGUGGAAACAACAAUUACAAUGCCAAUGCCAAUGCCAAUCGUCAACGGAACAAUAGCAACAACAACUAUCAACGAAACAGAACUUGGAAUGGCAAUGGCAAUGCCAACCAGGGGAACAACUAUCGGAACGGCAAUGGCAACGGCAACGGCAACGGUGGCCAGUGGACCAAUCAUCGAAAUGGUGGAAACAAGCACUGGAAGAACAACAACAAUUACAACGUGAAUGGCAAUACCAAUGGCAAUACCUAUGCCAAUGGCAACCAGUGGAACAACGGUCACAACAAUCAGAACGGCAAUGCCAAUGGAAACCAGUCGAGCAACCCUCGCAACAACAACACUGGUAAUCUCAAUGGCAACCAGUGGAACACUCGCAAUGGCAAUGGCAACGGCAAUGGAAACUACAAGGGCAAAAACUUCAACCCCAAUUACAAGGGAAAGAACUAUAACCCCAACUACUCUCGUGCCGGACCGCCUGUGCCUGCCCCACAACCCAUGCCUCCUACAAAUUACAACAUCGACAUUGAGAUGGCUGAGGCGCCAUCGGACGAGCCAAAUGACAUCGAGAUGCCCGACGCACCACCGCUACCAGAUCCAAGGAUCGAAGCCUUUACCAUGGGUGCCCUUGCAGUCAAGGAAAUUGCCGAAACCAUGCUCAGGAUUGCUACUCAGUUGGACCCCAACAAUAGCUACAUCCCCGAGUGA